UAUUAUUUUUUAAGUUUGUUUUGCUCAAAUUAGUGAUAAUUUAAUCGUUUAGUGAAAUUUAACAGUAAAUUCAAUCAAGAUGACAGAACGAAGAAAAAGUUCCGCUGGUUGGAAAAUGAACGUCGAUGAUAAAGCUUGCUACAUCGACGUGGAAGCUGAGGAGGAGAACGACUCAGAAGAAGCCGUAGAAGCAGAUGAUCUUAACCCUGAGAACCGUUUCCGGCGCACCACCUCCACCGAUGAUGAGCUUGCUAACGGCAGCGGCCAGUCACCGUGGUGUGAUUUGCCGGAUCACAUCAUGGAGCGAAUCUUUGCACACCUGAGCAUCCGGGAGCGGUACUAUGCGAGUUUGACCUGCUUCAGCUGGUAUCAGUCGUUUGCCCUGCCAAACGUGUGGUCCAACUUUCUCGUGGAGGACGAAACGUUGGCGCGGCUCAAGUUCAACUACUAUUCCGGCUGGCAACCGGUGCUGGACCACUCCCGAACCCAAAACUGCCUCCUCUCGGUGGGGAAACUCUUCCGGGGGUUGGACUUUCGUCCGCUGGUUUCGUUCAACAACAUGUACCAAUUUAUGACGCUGAUGUCGUGGGCCAUCGAGCAGAACCACAAGCAAAAGGUGCCGCGCGAGUGGGCCGGUUGUGGGUUACGGAUCAAAUCGCUCAACUACAUAUUCCCGUGCAACAUGGCUUCGAGUGAGGAUCCGGAAUCGAUCAAGCUGUUCGGGACUGGUGGCCAACUGUUGGCGGCCCUCAAGAGGUUGAUGACGAAUCUGACGAAUUUGCAGACGCUCAAGUUGGUGGAUUUGAUGCUGGAGCGGUACGAGGCGAACCACCUGCUGGACGAGGUGCUGGAAUCGGGCUGUUUGGUGCUGAAGAGGCUGUACCUGAUCAACGUGACGAUGGUGCACUGUCCGAUAAUGCACAUUGGACUGUUUUUGAACCUGCAGGUCCUGGUCGUGUCGCCGCAAAACAUCGACGACGACGUCUUGACGCUGCUGGCCGACUCCCGGGUGCGGCACCUGUACCUGUUCCAGAACCGUUACACGCCGGCGGCCAUCGCGAUCAGCCCCUGCUCGGUGCGGGGCUGGCGGCUGCUGCGCCGUGAUAAUCCGAAUUUACGGGUCCACCUGCGGGCCGAGUCAACAAGUGGCGCGGCCGAGAUUCUGCUCCAGCCGGAACCGGCCCCCGUGCACAGCAUGAUUUAUCAGUCGCCCCGGACCAUGAUUACCUCGGAUAAGCUGCUGGCGGCCGUCGAUGUUUACAAAUACACCCUGGCCGUGUACGGGCACGAGAUGCUGCCGGAUUUCACCAGCCCGGUCGAGUUCCAGGACCGGGUGGACAGUUUGCUGGUGCUGAUGGCGCGGUCCUGUCCGGAGCUGGCCGUCCUGAUGAUCCGCGAACGCAUCUCGACCGCCACCCUGUUGAUCAUCGCCAGGACCGCCCAAAAUCUGCACCAUCUGUACGUGCGACGGAGUCAGCUGGUGGAGGAGUGCGACUGGCCCAAGAAUCCGGACUGGACGGACGAGUACUACCAGUGGCUGCGGGUGUCGUCGGCGUCCGUCGAAGCCACCGAACGGGAAAUUUCGCAAAUCUUGGAGGUGGAGAACUGGCGGGCCCUAAGUGAUGAGCACUACAAGAUGACGUCGCUAACGAAACAUGUGGACCAUUGAUUAAGCUAUUUUUCUUUUGUUAUGUUAAUGAAUGCCUUUUGUUGAUGGUGGAGGAGAGUAAUAAACGAGGACGGUGACAAUGAAAUGUUAU
Molecule: messenger RNA, 1760 nt
Organism: Culex quinquefasciatus (southern house mosquito)
Lineage: Eukaryota; Metazoa; Arthropoda; Insecta; Diptera; Culicidae
Exons: 6
Coding region: 80-1669 (529 amino acids)
Molecular function (GO): protein binding
Source: RefSeq, a predicted model, not a curated record